AUGCUGUACGCGUACAUCCUCACAGUUCUCAUUCUGGCUGUACUUUUCGGACUCUGUCUCAAGUAUCCUGCAACGGCCCUUGGAACAAAGCCCAGACUUGACUUGCUUGGACCGCAAGGACUUCCCGUGCUGGGUAAUCUGUUGGACAUAUACCCGCAUCGGCUGCAUAUACUCUCAUGGAUAACCGCAAUGGGAAGGCAGUAUGGCGAACUAUUCAGCUGGACUGUCCCGCUCACUGGCCGCACGAUCGUGAUCAAUAGACCGGAAUGGAUUGAUCACGUUCACAAAAAUGAAGGCACCAUAUAUGGCAAGGGUGAGGUGGCUCUAGCAGUGUUCUCGCAGUUUCCGGGUAGAGGAAGCCCAUUCUCAACGGAAGGCGCGGAAUGGCGGCAUAGCAGAAAAGUGAUCAAACCUGUCUUUGAGGCGAGAAAUUUGGCUAUUGGUGUCUCAGAGAUAAUGGAAGAGAUGAUGACGCUUGCACAUGGUCUCCUCCAUUAUGCCGCCAAACGAGAUGUAACGAUCGAUUUCAAUGAGCUUUGCGGACGAUUAGUCCUGGCGAUUUUCUGCAAGCUAGCAUUAAGUCUCGACAUGCCGUUGUUGACUGAUGCCUCUUGUUUAUCCGAGCCACAUGUGAUUGUCGAGAACCUCCAUGUCCUUAACACUAUUUCUUCCGGGCGAUUGCCCAAUCCUUUCUGGACGAUCACUGAAAAGCUUGACGGGCGCGAACGACGAUUCAAGGCUGCACGUCAGCAGUUGUUCAAAGUGAUCGAGGAUAUAAUUAAAUCGCGCCAAGACGCAUCCGACAAUGGCGGAACGCAUCGCGACUUUCUCUCUACGCUAUUGGAAGAGGAAGAUACAACGGACCUGGAUCUGAUGCGGGACGAGCUGGUGUCACUGUUAUUCGCUGGGAGGGAUACCACUCAGAAUGCCCUCAUAUGGUCAUUGCAUGAGCUGUCGCGUUCUCCGGCUUGGUUUGAUAAGAUGCGAGAGGAAGCACAAAUGAACGCAUUACCUCCAAAUCAUGCUGCUGAUCCUUGCACGCGUUUGCAGAAUUACCCAAUCCAUCUCGCGGUUCUCUACGAGACGUUACGGCUCUGGCCUGGAGUGCCCAAGAAUGGCCGGUCGGCCUUAAGAGACGAUGUGCUUCCAGCCAUCCCAGAUCGAGGAUACGAUCCAAUUCGCGUAGGUAAGGGCAAUUUUGUGGCGUGGUCCGACUGGGACAUGAUGAAAGGCGAAGCUAUUUGGGGCCCUGAUGCCAAGGUCUUUAAUCCGGCGCGCCAUCUUGAUGCUGAAAGACGUUUUGUCAAGCCUCCUUCUCCUAAAUUCCACGCGUUUGGCGCCGGGCCACGCCUUUGCCCGGGCGUGCAACUUGCAUCGUACGAGUUCGUCGCGAUCUGGGCGAACCUGCUCCCAUCGUUUGACUUUGUUGCAGAGGUGAAGGAGCGGUACCCCACAGACGCGCUCACGAUAACCAUGCGUGAGCCAUUCAUUGUGAAGGCGAUCCCAUGGAGCGGGUAG
Laetiporus sulphureus 93-53 is the source of this 1518-nucleotide messenger RNA. Its product is annotated as cytochrome P450. NCBI's taxonomy places the organism in Eukaryota, Fungi, Basidiomycota, Agaricomycetes, Polyporales, Laetiporaceae. The transcript is spliced from 10 exons. The record is from RefSeq and is a predicted model, not a curated record. The coding region runs from base 1 to 1518 and encodes 505 amino acids. Gene Ontology annotation, molecular function: monooxygenase activity; iron ion binding; heme binding.